UGGCGCUGUAGCGGAGAUGCACCAAAAGCCGGUUUGGCACCCCGCGAUAAAACCCCAAAAAAAUAAAGGAGAAAGGAAGAUUCCAUAGCGCUGUUCCGAGAUUUGUUUUGUUUUUAAAACAUACAUUUUGAAUUGCCUCAGCUGUCUACCAUCCAGACGUCGGGUGACCCCGGGUAACCUCCGUCAUUUCAACUGAAAAAGCGCGAUUAGGCGGCAAACGCUACACGUAAAGUAAACUACACUUAUUUAUCGAAAAGAAAAAUGGUACAAAACAUCAAUAUAUUAUGAAUAUCAUUUGAAUGGUUUGUAAAGAUAACUGUAGGAUCAAUGCAGAAACAUUAUGAUGAGUUUGUAAUCCAAACUGAGUGACAAAUUUAUCAUGUCUAUUGUUUGUUCAGUAGUCAAACACAAAGUAAAAUAAGGUCUUUUGGCAAAAAGUCAGCACAUCACACAAUUCGAUUAGAUUAGAUUAGAUUUGACCAGAUGUGUAUCUUUUCAAUAGUUGUAGAAUUGAAUGUUAGGUCAUCUUUAACAUGAAAUUUAUCUAGUCGUUCUUAAAGAAUCGAUUACCCUAUUUUUAACUUUACAGAACAUUAUGCAUAGCUAUGUAAAUGCUUUAUGUAUUUAUUUAUGUCAGUUGUUCAUAUCUAUGGGUACUACUCAGGCUAUGAAGCAAGCUAUUUUUUUCCCUGGGAGAAUCAAAGUGUCCUUCAGGAGAGGCCCAUCGGGUCAUUUACGUCGGGACCCAUCUGAAGAGGCGAGAAGGAUUAAAGACAAUCCUUCUUUGCAAGACAAGUCGACACCUCAAAGAGAAGAUGUGGUCAGGAACAAUGCCCGUUCCGUUGUAUUACAGAGGGGAGGGGAUGUUUCAGACAAGCAAGAAGUGUUAGGAGAAUACAUUCUUCAGUUUGGGAAGUACAAAGGGAAGUCCUUCCGGUGGCUAUUGGAGAAUGAUAUUGGCUACUCUUUGUACUUGUCCAGUAAGGUUGAGGAGGAAGAACGGGCUGGACAGUUCAACCCAGAGGGUCCUUGCAAGGAUAGCCUCCUUUCCUUUCUUGAAUACUCAAGAAGCUUUAAGGAAAUUGAGGAUCUCCGGCGAUACCUUUCAGAGAGGCCAGACCCAGUACCAGUUUUGUCAGAGGAUGACAAUGUUGUUGGAUUUGGGGCACGAGCACAAGACACCUGGAGGAAGAUCUGGAAUACCAGAGCUGAUGGGUAUGCUGCCUUUAUAAUGGGGAAGAGCGGUGUUCCAGGAAGUAAAAUGUACCGCUUACAGCAAUAUCUUUUAAAGCAGCAAAGACAGGUGACCACAGCCCCUUCUGCUACACCUUCACCCUCACCAUCAACUCCCUCUGCACCUUCCACUUCAUGCCUUUCCUCUGAUCAUCCAGUAAUGGAGGAGGAUGAGGAACUGGAGAAGAUGAUGCUGAGUCUGUCUCCACCCAAAUGUCCUACACAGCGGAUUCUGCCACAGCCACCAUCAAGACCACAUGCGGUCUGCCAUCCUCACACACCACCACCUCCUGUGCCUAGCACUUCCUCUCAGUGCAAAUCCCCUGCAUCACUGCCCCGAGUACCACCACCAGCUGUGCAGUCAGUACCCGCAGCACCUCUACCAGCUGCUCAGUCAGUACCUGCACCAGUGCCCUCCACACAGACAGGAGUCCCUGUGUCCAGUGACAUGCAAGAUAUUAGCCGCUGGAACUGCUCCUGCCAUCAAAAAAUCUGGAUGGAAACAGAGAUGGAAGCCCUGGGGCUCUGGCCAGGAUCACGACCGGUGAGACAGCCUAUGAACUUGGUUUCCUUGUGGCGUUAUCCUCCUCAGCCUGAGCUUGUAGAAACCAACACAGGCCUGCCAUCACCAAAAUACUUUCAGCUCCAUCCCUUCUUUAUCUGGAAACCGGAGCACAGUAUAAUGCAAAGGCUAAGAAACAACUACAUUCUGCCUUGUCUCUACAGCUGUCCAAACCCUCAGGUUGUUUCCUCUGGUGUGGGAAGGCCCAGAGUGAUUCUUGGUACCAGCGGGCAAUAUUACAUCCUUUCCUCUCGACUGUGCUGUAAAGCAUGCAAAAAAUACUGGUUCACUGAUAAACCCCAGUGGCUAGACAUGCUCCCAUAA
Pangasianodon hypophthalmus (striped catfish) is the source of this 2119-nucleotide messenger RNA. RefSeq lists its product as uncharacterized. The transcript is spliced from 4 exons. Bases 596 to 2119 code for a protein of 507 amino acids. NCBI's taxonomy places the organism in Eukaryota, Metazoa, Chordata, Actinopteri, Siluriformes, Pangasiidae. The record is from RefSeq and is a predicted model, not a curated record.